CUGGAUGACCUGGAGUGGAUUCAGCCAGAGGUUGAGGGCCCGCCCCCUCAGCCGCGCGGCUUCCACGCUGCAGCAGUUUGCGGCGACUGCAUGCUUAUUUUUGGAGGAGUGACUGACGCAGCAUUCACGGAGGGGAAGAAGAGAUAG
This is a messenger RNA of Eimeria tenella, 147 nucleotides long. RefSeq lists its product as uncharacterized. Gene Ontology annotation, molecular function: protein binding. Lineage: Eukaryota; Apicomplexa; Conoidasida; Eucoccidiorida; Eimeriidae. The transcript has 3 exons. The record is from RefSeq and is a predicted model, not a curated record.